Molecule: messenger RNA, 6372 nt
Organism: Saccostrea echinata
Lineage: Eukaryota; Metazoa; Mollusca; Bivalvia; Ostreida; Ostreidae
Product: macrophage mannose receptor 1-like
Exons: 43
Coding region: 16-5805 (1929 amino acids)
Molecular function (GO): calcium ion binding; signaling receptor activity
Source: RefSeq, a predicted model, not a curated record
AUUACGAUCAUCAACAUGGAAACAUUUAUUUUCAUUAUCAUCAUGUUGUAUUUAAAGGACGCUAAAGCUGAAGGAGUGACUUCUCAAAACAUCACGAGGAAUAAUGUGACCAAGCAGGAGGGUGAAAGCGCAAUAUUUGUCUGUAACCUAACAGGAAAUAAUUUUACUAAUUACAAAUGGUUUAAAAAUGAAAAAGAAAUUUUAAAGGAAGAUAGGCGCCUCACUAUAUCACAGACUGAACAAGGUGGAAAACUAUUCAUCGAGCGCCUAAAAUUGCAAGACAUCGGCUGGUAUGCAUGUGAAGGAGACACGGAAAAUCAAGCAAAAUGGUUUCUUCUGGUCCAGACAGAUGACUGCUAUAGGAAUACACUAGGGCGAUUUUAUAUUGGCAAAGUGAACGUGACUAUCUCAGGUCGUAUUUGUCAGCCCUGGGGGUCACAGGUUCCUCACAAACACAGGUUUGGCUGGCUAUAUACUGAGGAGAACUACUGUCGUAAUCCUGACGACGAAUCAGCGGGACCAUGGUGCUACACAAUGGACAAAGAUAAGCGGUGGGAAAGUUGCGGCAUUCAGUCAUGCAGUGACAAAUUCGAUCCAUGUUCCUCCACGCCAUGUCAAAAUGGCGGAGAAUGCAACAGUAACAAAACAGGAACAUAUAUCUGCACAUGUCGACAAGGCUGGACUGGGGAAACCUGCAAAGAAAGAGUUCCUUGGUCAUCCUGCAAUUCCUCGCCUUGUAAAAAUGGGGGGACGUGUAUAGAGAGCGAGAAAAGCUUUACCUGUCAAUGUUCCUCAGCAUAUAUUGGUCCCUUGUGUGCAAUAAACUUGAAAACGGAUCUGUGCGAUGUUUCAAAUUUCUGGAAUCACUAUGGAACUCGUUGCUAUAAAGUUUUCGAUACCAGCCUACCUUGGGAAGAUGCUGUAAAUAUAUGUCGAUUUAUGGAUGCUGAAUUACCCGUUGUGACAGAGGAAAACAUUCAGCAAGCGCUGACAAAUAUAUCGUCUGCUGUGGAGGCAGACUUGUGGACAGGGAUAUCAUCAUAUGAAGGGGUUUGGUUUGACCAACUAUACAACAAGGUGAACUUAACAAAGGUUUACUGGAGUAUAGGAGCAUCCAUAAGUCCAACAAACAAGAGCUGCAUUGUUGUUAAAGAUAAGAAAAGCAUCUUGAACUGGGUCACUCAGGACUGCAAAGUGGAAAACUUUUUCGCUUGUUCAAGACCUGAGGGAACGUGUCCAUCUGGAUGGAUAUUCCAUCAGCGCUACUGCUACAGGUAUAUCAACACUUUGCAGACCUCGUGGUAUAAUGCCAAGGAAUAUUGCCAAAAUUUGGACUCGACUCUACUAGAUAUUCAAGAUUUCGAUAGACAAAUAUUUAUCCACAACUUUGUUCAAAGACAAGAGGCAGGCAUUGAGAAUGACAACCGACUUUGGCUUGAUCUUAAAAAAAAUUCUAAUGGCCAGUGGAUAUGGGACUCGCUGAAUAAACAACCUGUGUAUACCAACUGGGCGAAUGAUACUGAACAUUUCAGCUUUGACUGUGCUUACAUAGAUGCUGAGAGAAAUGGUAAAUGGUUUAAUUCACCAUGUACAACAUCACUCAGUACCAUGUGCUAUAUGGAAGUUGGCUCAUCGAACUGGAGGAAAAAUGUGAUGAGAGAUGAAACCCAAGGUGGUACAUUUGUAUCAGAGUGCGGAGAUGGAUGGAGGGACACACCAAACAGUGAUUCUUGUUAUAUGUUUAAAAAGGAAAUGAUCACCUGGUCAGCGGCGGAGGACACAUGUGUCAAAAUGGGUGCUCAUUUAAUCAGUAUUGAUAAUGCCCAUGAACAAGGAUACAUCACAGGAUUUCUUCAGUCCUCCGUGGUAUACAACACGGUGUGGAUUGGAGCAAACACUCGCUCUCGACAUAAUGGAUUCCGCUGGAGCAGUGGUUCCCCCUUUGUCUUCUACAACUGGUUUCCUGGGCAACCUGAUGGACAGAGUUCUGGAUCAGAGGAAUGUGUUUCUAUGUUUUCUAUAAAUGGAAAAUGGUCAGAUGUUUCUUGUGGCCAAAAGCAUUACUUCAUCUGCGAGAAAAUACGUCCAUCGAGAAUUAGCACAACUCCUACCAUUCCUACAACUGAUGGAUAUAGAAAAAUUUGUCCAGAUGGUUGGAAGUCAUAUAGGGAUCAUUGUUUCUUGAUUGAAAGAAAGAAAAUGUCCUGGGGUGAGGCAAGCCAGUUCUGUAGAAGCAAAGACAGUUACCUGGCAACCAUUGCUGACCAAGACGAGCAAAAUUUCUUAUUUAGUCAACUACCUUCUGAGUAUUGUUUUAAUUUUCACCCUAACGAUACGCACUGCUCAGAGAUGGCAGCUAUGGGUAAAUGUACAGAUGACUUGUUAUACAUGGUAAAACAAUGUCCUGCCGCAUGCAAGCAAUGCAGCAAGAACUGUUCUGAUUCAUUCAAUACUGAACACUGCCAAUCCUAUGCAGCCAUAAAUGGCUGUGAAAAUAAUCCAGAAUGGAUGUUAAAACACUGUAGAAAAACGUGUGGAGGUUGUAAUGCAGUUAUUCACAGAGGAUUCUGGAUUGGUCUUAAAGACGCAAAAGGUUAUCUGUUCGCAUGGGAAAACCAUGAAAAGGUUUCCUUUACACUGUGGAAAAAAUCAGAACCCCAGGGAUAUCUUAACUAUCACGAAGGUUGCACUGCGAUGACCUACAAUGAUGGAUUAUGGUUUGAUCAGAAAUGCAACAUGAUAAUGCCAGGUUUGAUUUGUAAAGCUCCAAAACAAAAGGAGGGAAUUACAGUGUCUACCGGUUGUGAUAGGAAUUAUGUGAGCUACACGUCCAUGUGUUACAAAUUCAGCAGUGAAAAAUUCACAUGGAGUGAAGCCCAGUCAAAAUGUCAAGGAGAAAAUGGACAUCUAGCCACUGUUAGUAAUGUAUAUGUUCAAGCAUUUCUCUCAAGUCAGCUGAUUAGAAAGACUGGCAACUUUUGGAUAGGAUAUAAGGAGACAAGGUCUAAUGAUACCUUUAUGAUGUGGAAUAGCGGUCAGCUUAUCAAAUUUCGGUUUGGGGAUAAACUUGAUUUCUCUUCCAUUGAAUUGUCAGAAGCAUGUGCCACAAUGACGACAUCAGUGCCUGCUGGGAUAUGGUCGUUUAAAAACUGCACUACAAGACAUAAUUUCAUAUGCGAGAAACUCCGAGAUGGAUACACAACGACUACACUUUCCAUACCAACAACUCCUCCACUCAAGUGCCAAAACGGCUGGUCAACUAUUAAAAAUUUUUGUUAUAAGGUUAUUCAAGACAAAUCCAGCUGGACACAAGCAAGAUCAUACUGUCAAGGAAUAGGGGCGGAUCUAGCGAGUAUUCAUUCCGAUACUGAAUCCCGUCAACUUCAUUCACUUAUUAGAUGGAAUAUUAUUCAACCCUUCCGACAGGUCAGCUCUUGGUUGGUCGAGAGUAGCCAGGGCAUUGAGAAGCUCGUAAACCUUUCCGUCAUGUUAGUAGCACAGAUGUUCGAUCGGAGGAAAGAGAGACUUUAUAGAGGCCAUUCGAUCUGGUCAACGUCGCAAGAUUUUUGGAUUGGACUAAAUGACAGAGAAAAAGAGGGAGAUUGGCAAUGGUCAGAUGGAACACCUUUAGAUUACACAAAAUGGCUGACGUCUCAACCAGAUAAUUGGCAGGGGAAGGAGAACUGCGCCACAUACCGACGUUAUAACAGAGGAUUUAACGAUCUCGUUUGUUCAUCUAGACUUCCAUUCAUAUGCAAAGUAGAAAAAGGUGUUUUGGUAAGGGGUCAUUUUCAGCCUCCGCCUUUGGAGAAAUGCGAUGAUGAGGAAUUCGUACGGUUGAAUCACUCCUGUUUCAACGUAACAGAAGUUCAAUCAAAUUUUCAUGAGGCACAGCGUAUCUGUCGAGAAAAGGGUGCAGAAUUAGCAAGUAUUCACAGCGAAGAUGAAAACAGUUUUAUAUCUGACAUUUCGUCCAAAGACUUGUGGAUAGGCUUGGUCCUAUCAUCGAACGCUCAAUUUGCAUGGACCGAUGGAACACCACUCGAUUUCACAUUUUGGGCUAAAGAUGAACCUAACAAUUACCUUGACAUGGAAGCCUGCUCUCAUUUGAAAUUAGGUGGGGUUUGGAAUGAUAACAAUUGUGGAAACACCUUAGCAGGAUUUGUUUGUAAAAAACGAAAUAAGGGCAAAUCUAGUCAAGUUUCUACUUCAGUUAUAAAAGGUGGAUGCCCUAAACAAUUCGUUCCAUCUCCAUACGGGAGUAAAUGUUAUAAAUUGGUGGAUGUCCCCAAAACAUGGUCAAAUGCAAAAUCUGAUUGCAGCGGAACAAAAGGAGCGUCCUUAUUAUCAAUCAGAGACCAGAAAGAACAGGAUUUUGUCAUUGGUCUGCUGAAGGAGACAAAACAGACGUUAUGGAUUGGACUGAGGAGGUUCGGUAACAAAUAUCUCUGGGAAAAUAAUCAAGAAGUAACCUAUACAAACUGGGAUCUCAGAGAACCAACACAAUCGAGAUCAUGUGUCGAAAUGCAGAGUCAAUAUGGGCUAAAUGUAGGAAAGUGGAAAACGGUACAUUGUUCGCAAUAUAAAGGUUAUAUCUGUGAAGCGCUAAAAGAUCCCUCCAUUGCGACACAUGUUACGUCACAGUGCCCGCCAAACUACGUACAGAACAGACAAAGUUGUUAUCGGUUCUUCAAUGACAUCAGACUGGACUGGGAAUCAGCUGAUCAUCAUUGUAGACUCGAGAAUGGAACACUUGCUGCUAUUUCCACUGUUUAUGAAUUUGGCUACAUUCAAGCCAUUGCACUACAAUUUAAUAUGACGACAUUUUGGAUUGGAUUAAGGAAAUCAAAUGCUUCAAACCUUUAUCAAUGGAGCAAUGGCCUGCCAUACCUUUAUUCUAAUUGGAAUCAGUCGGAACCAUCACAGAGACCAGGAGAGGAUUGUGUCUUAUCGCAUAACAACAAAUGGCAAGACCGUUCCUGUAAAAUUAAUCUUCCUUAUUUGUGUGAAAAGAAUUUAGGAAAGCUACCACUGUCAGCGCCUCUUGAGUGUCCAAAAACAGGCAUGGCUUUCAAUGGUGCAUGUUAUUACAUAGAAAUGAAGCAAAAAGGGACAUGGACAGACGCCCAGCAUAUUUGCCAAAAUCUUGGCAUGACUCUGGCCUCUAUCCAUUCAGCCGUCGAGAUGGAACACGUCAGAGAAUUUGCAAUCCGACAGGGUGCGACAAGUUCCUUUUGGAUCGGACUUUCAAGAAGAAGAUUGCCAUUAGAUCCAAUCGGAGAAGUAAACUUCUACUGGUCAGACAAAAGCACCGUGGAUUAUACUAACUGGAAUACCAAUGAACCUAGUGACAGUCUCUUUAGCCAAAACGAAGAGUGUGUGGAAAUGGCUACUACCGGUACUUGGAAUGAUGUUUCUUGUAGGCAGAGUCGAGGAUUUGUUUGUAGAGAUGAAGUUUCAUCUGGGGAAGAAGUUACAACUAGUGCAACAACUGCGGUAUAUUUCCCGUCUACAUCAGCAGAUGUUGAUAAUAGUUCAAGUUCUGACAAUAGCACUUUCUCUUCAACCAUUGCUGGUAUCAUGCAAUCGUCUCAGAUUAAAAGCAAAACAGAAAUACCUAAAUUCACGUUUGCCAUAAUUGGUGUUGUUGUGGGACUUCUGCUUCUGGCUUUUGCUGUGGUAGCUAUCGCCUUCGUCUUCAAGAAACAAAAGCUUUCCACUCCACCUCCAGCAGAAAUAACAUCUGGUUUUGAAAAUGCUAUGUAUCGUAAGGACUCUGGUAAUAUUUACAUCAGAGAAUCAUAAGAAACUUUUUUCUCCGAAAGUACAGAAUGUUUAAUCCGGUGUUAAAUGGGCUACCACGAAUAAAGGUUGCACAAGUUGAAGUGACAAAUUGGAUGAAAUAAUGAUUUUUAAAACAAUUUUCAGAAGGAUUCUAAGGGACUCCAGUAUUUGUUUUACUUUUUUUAAUGAUAAAGAGUACAUUUUUUGGAAUCAUGUCUAAUUGUCCAUAUAAUCAUGUAAAAUUACAUUUGUAGUACAAUGUUGGUAUUACACGAUACUCUAUUAUUUGUAAUCACAAUUCAAAGCAAAUGAAAACACUAUUGCCUAUAUCAUUAUUAAAUUCUUGAGCAAAGAAAGUUUAGAUGAAAAAAUAUAUAAUAUUAUGUCUGCUUUAUACUGAUGCAUGUGUAUGACAAUAGAAUUAAAAUUCAUGUAUUCUGUAUAACAGAGUAAAAACAAUAUGUUUCCAAACUUCGUUUGGGGAAGAUAAUAAGGGAAGUUGACGAUAGAAAAGUUUAAAUCAUCAUAAAGUUCUGUUUGUUGUAUUACCAUUAACGUCUUUUUGUAAUAAAAUAUCCAAAUAUCAAA